AUGGAUAGAGACAGGGACAGGAAAUGGAGCUGUUGCAUAUUUCUAUUUUUGUGUGCUGUAAAUGUUUAUUGUGAUUUGGGAAAACUACAAAGGGUUUAUUCAUGGAAUCAAGUGAAUUUUAGAGCAGAUACUCCCAACACGCUGGGAAGUAAUGAUUUUGUGUUUCCUAACAAGAAUCAAGUUCUUCGUGAAGAUGGUACAAAUUUUAUUCGUUAUAACAAUGUGCCCAUGGGAGUGGAUCGAUGGAGAGAUAAAUUAUUCGUAACAUUUCCCAGAAGAAGACAUGGUAUACCAGCAACUCUUGCAUAUCUUUCCUUAUCCCAAGAUGGUGAUCGCAAUAGAGGAAUUUUUGAUCCUCCGUUGAGACCAUAUCCCGACUAUGCAACUAAUGCGUAUAAUAACAGCAAUUCAAAUAAAUUAGUUUCUGUGUACAGGACAAGGAUUGAUUCUUGCGAUAGGAUGUGGAUGGUUGAUACUGGACUGUUAGAAAUUCCAGGAGAAUCAACUCAGGUGCAACCACCAGCCAUAGUGAUAAUUGAUCUGAAAACAGAUCGGAUCAUUCAUCGUUUUGAGCUGCCAGAGUCUGUAAAUCCUCCAAAUGCUCCAAUUGCUAGCAUAACCGUUGAUCUCAUUAAUAAUAGAUGUGAUGAAGCAUUUGCUUAUAUGCCUGAUUUGACAACUUUUGCUGUAGUAGUUUACAGCCUCAAACAAAACCGAGCCUGGCGUGUGCGCCAUAAUUCAUUCUAUUUGGAUCCCUUAGCUGGUGAUUAUGAAAUUGCUGGAUUAAAAUUUCAAUGGAAUGAUGGUGUCUUCAGCUUAGUACUGACACCACCACAAUCUGACGGAUAUCGUUACCUCAUAUAUCACGCAAUGUCCAGUACUAAGGAAUUUGCAGUAUCUACAAAAGUAUUGAUGAAUGAAACUCUUGCGACCCGGUCCUACCAUGAUAACGAUUUUAUGUUACUUGGAGAACGAGGACCUCGCACUCAAACAGCUAUGCAUGCAAUGGAUCCUGUCAGUGGUAUUUUAUUUUACGCCCAAGUUGGCCGAAACGCUGUAGCUUGCUGGAAUACACAAAAGCCAUUUACAAUGGAAAAUCACGCCCUUUUGGCUCAAGAUGAUGCUAGUUUAAUAUAUCCUAGUGAUAUUAAAGUGGAUAAUGAUAAUAAUCUUUGGGUUAUUGCAAACUCUAUGCCAAUAUUCAUUUAUAGUGAAUUAGAUACUUCUAUACUUAAUUUUCAUAUAUAUACGGCCAAUGUGAAUGAUCUUGUAAGAGGUACUCAGUGUCAAAACCCAGAUACGUCUUCAAGCGGAUCUUACUCUUACAGAGGAUAAAUAAAAGACUA
Molecule: messenger RNA, 1346 nt
Organism: Ctenocephalides felis (cat flea)
Lineage: Eukaryota; Metazoa; Arthropoda; Insecta; Siphonaptera; Pulicidae
Product: L-dopachrome tautomerase yellow-f-like
Exons: 7
Coding region: 1-1335 (444 amino acids)
Cellular component (GO): extracellular region
Source: RefSeq, a predicted model, not a curated record